UCUCGAGCUGUGUUGCACCCACAUGCUAUCAACACUGUGGAAGGCUAUUAGCAUUACCAUAACAUGAGGAAACUAAAUGACACCGUGCUGGUGACAUUGCAGGAAUAGUCCAUUGGAAUGAAGACAGAAUAGUAGAUUUAAGUUGUUAUUUGAUAAGGAAGAGUUGCCAAAAUGGUGAAAGAGCAGUUCAGAGAGACAGAUGUGGCUAAGAAAAUAAGCCACAUCUGUUUCGGGAUGAAAUCUGCUGAACAGAUGCGUCAGCAGGCUCACAUUCAGGUGGUCAGCAAAAAUCUGUACAGCCAAGACACCAAACAUACACCGCUGCCCUAUGGAGUGUUGGACCACCGAAUGGGCACCAGUGAAAAAGACAGGCCGUGUCAGACCUGUGGGAAGAAUCUGGCUGAUUGUCUGGGACAUUAUGGAUACCUGGAUCUGGAGCUUCCAUGUUUUCAUGUCGGUUACUUCAAAGCAAUCAUUGGAAUCUUGCAGAUGAUUUGCAAGACAUGUUCAAGCAUAAUGUUGUCGAAAGAAGAGAGACAGCAGUUCACUGAUUUCCUGAAGCGACCCAACCUGCCAUAUCUGCAGAAACGAGGGCUGAAGAAGAAAAUCUCUGAUAAAUGUCGCAAAAAGACAAUCUGUCUGAACUGUUCCGCCUUUAACGGAUCGGUAAAAAAGUGUGGGCUUCUCAAAAUCAUCCAUGAGAAAUACAAGACCACCAAAAAAGUGGUGGAACCUUUUGUGUCAGAUUUCCUGCAGUCCUUUGACAUUGCCAUAGAGCACAACAAAGUGAUGGAGCCACUGCUGCCCCGAGCACAGGAAAACUUGAACCCUCUCGUGGUUCUCAACCUCUUCAAACGGAUCCCUCAGGAAGACAUUCCACUCCUUCUGAUGAACCCAGAAGCAGGCAAACCUGCAGACCUCAUUCUUACCCGCCUCCUGGUGCCGCCUCUAUGCAUAAGACCCUCAGUGGUCAGUGACCUGAAGUCAGGCACCAACGAGGACGACCUCACCAUGAAGCUCACAGAGAUAAUCUUCCUCAAUGAUGUGAUUAAAAAGCAUCGAAUGACAGGCGCUAAGACGCAGAUGAUCAUGGAGGACUGGGAUUUCUUGCAGCUCCAGUGUGCCCUCUACAUCAACAGUGAGCUAUCGGGCAUUCCUCUAAACAUGGCUCCGAAAAAGUGGACCAGAGGAUUUGUGCAGAGACUGAAGGGGAAACAAGGUCGGUUCAGAGGAAACCUCUCAGGUAAAAGAGUGGACUUCUCUGGGAGAACCGUCAUCUCUCCAGACCCUAAUCUAAGGAUCGAUGAAGUGGCCGUACCAGUACAUGUGGCAAAAAUUCUCACCUAUCCAGAGAAGGUAAACAAGGCCAAUUUGGAGCUGAUGAGAAAACUAGUCCGCAACGGUCCUGACGUUCACCCCGGAGCGAACUUCAUUGAGAAUCGUAUGAAUCAUAUUAAAAGGUUUCUAAAAUAUGGAAACCGAGAAAAGAUCGCCCAGGAGCUCAGGAUCGGUGACGUGGUCGAAAGGCACCUCAUUGACGGAGACAUCGUCCUCUUUAAUCGACAGCCUUCUCUACACAAACUCAGCAUUAUGGCCCACAUUGCCAGAGUAAAACCUCACAGAACGUUUAGGUUCAACGAGUGCGUGUGCACACCGUACAACGCCGACUUCGACGGAGAUGAAAUGAACCUUCAUCUACCUCAGACCGAAGAGGCGAAAGCUGAAGCCCUCGUCCUGAUGGGGACAAAAGCUAAUCUUGUCACUCCAAGAAAUGGGGAACCUUUGAUUGCAGCUAUUCAAGACUUUCUCACAGGUGCCUACCUCCUGACUCUGAAGGACACCUUCUUUGACAGAGCCAAAGCUUGUCAGAUAGUGGCAUCAAUACUGGUGGGCAAGGAUGAUAAAGUCAGAGUCUCUCUCCCUCACCCUGCCAUCAUAAAGCCCAUGGCUCUGUGGACAGGGAAGCAGAUUUUCAGCCUCAUUCUGAAGCCAAGUGACGAUUGUCCAGUCAAGGCCAACCUGCGAACCAAGGGCAAACAAUACUGCGGCAAAGGGGAAGAUCUCUGUCACAAUGACUCGUUCGUGGUUAUCCACAACAGUGAGCUGAUGUGUGGCAGCAUGGACAAGGGCACCUUGGGCUCUGGCUCUAAAAACAACAUUUUUUACAUCCUGCUGAGAGACUGGGGACAACUGGAAGCUGCAAAUGCCAUGUCCCGCCUGGCAAGACUGGCUCCAGUGUAUCUCUCCAAUCGAGGCUUUUCCAUUGGUAUUGGUGAUGUGACCCCUGGCCAGGGUCUGCUGAAGGCCAAACAGGACCUGUUGGAUGAUGGUUACAAGAAAUGUGAUGAGUAUAUCGAAGCUUUACAAACAGGCAAGUUGCAGCAACAGCCAGGUUGCACCGCAGAAGAGACCCUGGAGGCUCUCAUUUUAAGGGAACUGUCUGUCAUCAGAGACAGAGCUGGCAGCGCCUGCCUCAGGGAGCUGGAUAAGAGCAACAGCCCUUUGAUUAUGGCUCUUUGUGGGUCCAAAGGGUCCUUCAUUAACAUCUCUCAGAUGAUUGCCUGUGUAGGUCAGCAGGCCAUAAGUGGCUCUCGAGUUCCAGAUGGAUUUGAAAAUCGUUCCCUGCCUCAUUUUGAGAAACACUCAAAACUGCCUGCAGCUAAAGGGUUUGUGGCUGACAGUUUUUAUUCAGGCCUGACUCCAACUGAGUUUUUCUUUCAUACCAUGGCUGGUCGAGAGGGUUUGGUGGACACUGCUGUGAAAACUGCAGAGACUGGAUAUAUGCAGAGGCGACUUGUAAAGUCUCUGGAAGAUCUGUGCUCGCAGUACGACCUGACGGUGCGCAGCUCCACCGGUGACAUCAUCCAGUUCAUUUAUGGCGGUGAUGGUCUGGACCCGGCCGCAAUGGAGGGAAAGGACGAGCCACUGGAGUUUAAAAGAGUGCUAGACAACAUCAGGGCUGUCUAUUCGUGUCCAGAUGAGCCUGCGCUCAGUCAGAAUGAGCUGGUUCUCACUGCAGAUGCUGUAAUGAAGAGGCAAGACUUUUUGUGCUGCAGAGAAACGUUUUUAGAGGAGAUUAGGAAAUUCAUCAGGAGCAUCUCAGAAAGGAUCAAGAAGACCAGAGACAAAUACGGAAUCAAUGACAAUGGCACCAGUGAGCCAAAGGUUCUCUAUCAGCUGGAUCGUAUUACUCCCACUCAGCUUGAAAAGUUCCUUGAAACUUGCAGAGACAAGUACAUGAGAGCACAGAUGGAGCCUGGCUCGGCAGUUGGUGCCCUGUGUGCUCAGAGCAUUGGAGAGCCCGGUACACAGAUGACCCUGAAAACCUUUCACUUUGCCGGCGUGGCGUCCAUGAAUAUCACAUUGGGGGUGCCUCGUAUCAAAGAGAUCAUUAAUGCUUCCAAGAACAUUAGCACACCCAUAAUCACCGCACAUCUGGACGUGGAAGACGAUGCUGAUUUUGCCAGAUUGGUGAAAGGGAGAAUUGAGAAAACACUUCUCGGAGAGAUUUCUGAGUAUAUUGAAGAGGUUUUCCUUCCCGACGACUGUUUUAUCCUGGUUAAAUUAUCACUGGAGAGGAUACGGCUGCUGAGACUAGAGGUCAAUGCAGAGACUGUGCGUUACUCCAUCUGCAUGUCUAAGCUGCGAGUGAAACCAGGAGAUAUUGCCGUUCAUGGUGAGGCAGUGGUGUGCGUUUCCCCUCGGGAGAACAACAAAAGCUCCAUGUACUAUGUGCUGCAGUCAUUAAAAGAGGAGCUUCCCAAGGUGGUGGUUCAAGGAAUCCCAGAGGUUGCCCGAGCCGUCAUUCAUAUUGAUGAACAGAGCGGCAAGAACAAGUACAAACUCCUGGUGGAGGGAGACAACCUGAGGGCUGUCAUGGCAACCCACGGAGUGAAUGGGAGCAGGACUACUUCAAACAACACAUACGAGGUUGAGAAGACUCUGGGCAUCGAAGCGGCCAGGUCCACAAUCAUCAAUGAGAUUCAGUACACCAUGGUGAACCAUGGAAUGAGUAUCGACCGACGUCAUGUCAUGCUUCUGGCAGAUCUCAUGUCCUACAAGGGGGAGAUUCUGGGAAUCACCAGGUUCGGUUUGGCCAAAAUGAAGGAGAGCGUGCUCAUGUUGGCGUCCUUUGAGAAAACGGCCGAUCACCUUUUUGACGCAGCCUACUUUGGACAGAAAGACUCAGUCUGCGGUGUGUCCGAGUGCAUCAUCAUGGGAAUCCCCAUGAAUAUAGGAACAGGACUAUUUAAACUACUACACAAGGCCGACAAAGAUCCUGUGCCUGUUCAAAGACCCCUCCUCUUUGACAACGCAGACUUCCACAUCCCUCUGCUCACGUAGCACUGAGCCGGGAAACAUCAGGGAACGUUUGAAGUGCUUCCUAUUUCUGUUCAGUGCCUGCAGACGUUGUCGUCGGAUCAUAAGUGUCAGAAAUUGUGGCUUCACAAUAAUGGAGCGUGGUUUUUGUUUUUUCUUUUUAUUUAUUGCAGUCACAGACUGUCCUUUGUCAUUUCUCCAACAAAGCAAAGGAGGAUUGUAAGGCUUUUUAAUUUAGGUUAAAAAAAAAAGUAGUUAUACAGAUCAGUUCAAUUUUUGUCUCUCUUGGAGAACAGAUUCAUAGGCAGCCAUUAUUAUUUCCAUCUGAUUUACUUUUGGGAAUUCAAAUGAUGAAACAUGAGGACAGUUAUGAAUUCAUUUAGGAUCAAGGUUUCAAUUUUCAAAGCUAACUGUGAAAACACAUUUUUAUCUUUUAUACAAGAUCAAAUACUGUCAUGUAAAUGUCUCCUGACCACGUGGUCCAAAAUGAUUUUGUGUGUGUGUCAGCCCCAGCCAGGUGACUUAGCAGUAUACGAUGUGAAUAAAGGACAGAGAAAAUA
Molecule: messenger RNA, 4880 nt
Organism: Cynoglossus semilaevis (tongue sole)
Lineage: Eukaryota; Metazoa; Chordata; Actinopteri; Pleuronectiformes; Cynoglossidae
Gene: polr3a
Product: polymerase (RNA) III (DNA directed) polypeptide A
Exons: 31
Coding region: 172-4344 (1390 amino acids)
Biological process (GO): DNA-templated transcription
Molecular function (GO): DNA binding; DNA-directed RNA polymerase activity
Source: RefSeq, a predicted model, not a curated record